AUGGAAAAGUCUGGGUGUUGCAACAACAUGCGCACACUGUUGUCUGGCCCGUCUGGAACAAGCACUACCGCUGCUGUCAAAUCCAGAAGUGAUGACCGUGCUUGGUCAACAGGUCCUAUUGCACUAAUUGUGGAUGAAGGAAAGAAAGUAUCAGGAGAAAAUGUUCCAAAGGAGAUCAUAGACAUUAUUAUGUCGCAUUUGAAGCAAUUGCACUUGUGGCUAAGAGAGUUUCUUCCGAAUAAAUCACAGUAUUUGUUAAAGCCUAAGAAAAAGAUUUGCCAGCUUAUUUCUCGAAGUUCACAACAAUGUCUGCAAAUCUUCUAUAAGCUAAUGGCUAAUGGCUACCGCAGAUCUGCCGUACAACGUGCCUUACAGAAACUCGACGCACGAGGCAUCCACCCCCCUCGCAAGACAGCUGCCUCGCCUACAUUCACGGUGUCACGGAUUGGCAGGCAGAUCGGGAGGAGCCUGGUCCAGGAGAAAGACCGCCUUGCUCCACGCUCGCACGCCGGGGUGUACGAGAUAACGAUUGCUUGGGAAAAAAUGUCCUACCUCUUAUCCACAUGCUCUCUGAAUACUUGCAAACUGACUCAAGACACUUUCCAAGCUUUGCAACAUACCACAGCAGUGAGCAACAAGAGUUUUCGGAAAAUGGAAUUUUAUAAAAAUCUGUGA
Messenger RNA from Gryllus bimaculatus (two-spotted cricket), 675 nucleotides. The record is from the annotation of a GenBank genome assembly. Lineage: Eukaryota; Metazoa; Arthropoda; Insecta; Orthoptera; Gryllidae.